Messenger RNA from Chara braunii, 4984 nucleotides. NCBI's taxonomy places the organism in Eukaryota, Viridiplantae, Streptophyta, Charophyceae, Charales, Characeae. The record is from the annotation of a GenBank genome assembly.
CCUCAUUCAAGAGUACCAUGACUUUUUCCCAUCGCCGUUCUCGUACGCCGGCAUCCCACCGAUGCAUGAUGUCGAACACUCCAUUCAGCUUGUGCCUGACUAUCGUGUUCACCACCAGGCACCCUACAGACUCUCGAUCCCCGAGGCCGCUGAACUCAAGCAUCAGCUUGAGGAGCUCCUGAGACUGGGUUUCAUUAAACCCAACAAAUCCUCGUGGGGUGCACCCGUCCUCUUUGCUCGCAAAGCAGAUGAAACUCCCCGUCUCUGCAUAGACUAUCAAGGUCUCAACCACUACAUGGUUAAGAACAACUACCCCAUGCCUCGUUCCAACGAGCUGUUCAACCACCUAGUGGGCAACCGCUUCUUUGCGAAGAUUGAUCUUCGUAGCGGUUACCAUCAGAUCUGCGUCGCUACAGCGGACCAGCCGAAGACAGCGUUCCGAUCACACUUUGGUCACUAUGAGUUUACGGUGAUGCCAUUCUGCCUCACCAACGCACCCGCUACCUUCCAAAGGGCGAUGAACGACAUCUUCCGAGUCAGGGACAUCCUGGAGCAGUACGUUCUCGUCUACCUCGACGAUAUCCUGAUCUACAGUCGUACCCUUGAGGAGCACCUCAGACACCUCUACGACGUCCUUGACCGCUUGCGCAGACAUGACUUCUACGCCAAGCUGAGCAAGUGCCGCUUUGCCCAACACAAAGUGGAUUUCUUAGGACACUACGUGUCUGACCAGGGUCUCGACAUGGACGACGUGAAGACCACUGCUAUUGCGGAGUCUGGAACGACGAGGGGUGCAACAGCAGCAGACCGAGGAAAGGGCAAAGGUAGAAGCACCUCCAGUACACCUGCGUCGACGGUGACCUUCAAAGACCCCACACCGGCAACGGACCCGUCACUGUUCGUUCCACAGGACGAGACGAGGCAGGUCAAGCUGCAGAAGGAAAAAACGGCGUGGAAGUACGCGGAACAGGGACAGGAGGUUGGGCCGAAUGCACGAGGCGAGUAUUGGGUGAAGUGUCGGUUAUGCUCGCAGAUUUGGAGGGGCACAAGCACAAGGGCGAUCGAGCAUUACCUGAAGCCGCAGAAGCCAUGUCCGUUGAGAACAGGGGAGAUUGUCAAUGAGCUCGUCACUGGCGGGGGGAAAGUGCACUCGGGCGACAAGAAUACACGGUACCUCCUAAAAAAUUACAGGCAGCUGCAUGGAAUUCCGGAGGGGGGGGGUCGUUGCAACGGAGACAGCCGAGGGGUUCGCUUCGGGUCUGUCUACCAAAUGUUGGAGAGGAUUCGCGAUAGGAGGGCAAUGUUGAAGGACAUGGUUGAUGGACGAAAUGCAGGAAAGUGGAAGGCGAUUCGGUGGUCUACAGCGAAGUUGAAGGCCAGAGCGGAUUUGGUGUACUUCACUUUGCGGAAUGACAUUUGGUGGAUGGAGUUGCACAAGGUGACUGAGGUGAUGGAGCCCGUGUACAACCUUUUGAGGCGGAUGGAUAAGGAUGGGACUUCUCCCACAAACCUCGUAGAGUAUGACGACCUCAUAGAGAGGAAGUUCGCGCACAUCGUUCUAACGGCGGGGGAGCGGGCGAGCAUAAUGGACAGAGUCAAAGAUCGCAUCAAGAUGAUGCGGCAGCCCGUCCAUGCAUUGGCAUUUCUUCUGGACCCAUACAGGAGAGAGCCGAGGUGGCUGCACGAUCAAGACAACGCGCUUAUGCAGAAUGCGAUGCGUUUCCUUUCGAGGCAGAUCGGAGGUGCUUGGAAAGGGCCGGAGCAUGUUGAGAUUUGGGGUGACCUGGCCGAGUUCCACUCCAAGCCCACAAGGAACGGCCCAAAGAGGAAGAACACAAAGAUGUGGGACCCCACAACGAAGGCAGAUGUUGAGAGGAAGACACCGUCAGAGUGGUGGGCAGCACAUGGUGGCGAUGUGCCCGAAUUGCAGAAGAUUGCGAUCAAGGUUAUGGGCAUGUGGAGCACCGCAUCACCGGCGGAGAGGAAUUGGGCUUCCAUGGACUUCGUCCGCUCCAAACGAAGGAACAGCUUGGCGCCGGAGAGCUUGGAGAAGCUCGUCUACAUCCACUGGAACAUGCAGCUGUUGCGUCUUCCGGAGACUAAGGACGGGGGCUAUGUGGAUUUGUGGAGUUCGUUCGUCGAGCCCAUCCCGGAGCCUGCAGAGGACGACGGAUCAUUGUUGAAGGGGCCCGAGGACGAGGACGAGGCCGAGAAGACAGAGGAGGAGCUUGUUCGGGAAAGGAGGCUCGUGAAGACUCCAAAGGGAAGGAUUCCAAAGAAUCUCCAGGACGUUGAGGAAGAGCACACGGACGAUAUCCCGAGCACAACGUAUGUAGGAAGGAGGCGAACUGGACGACAGCGUAGAGAGGAGCCGCGCCCGACAGCAACACUGGCCACAGCAGGGGGAACAGGACAGUACGAUCCGCAGCUCGACGUCAACUUUGCACAGCCAGUUACGGACCUUGAGAUGUUGCUGCAAACCGGGGUUGAUGAAGAUGAAGAGGAUGCCAACCGUGCCAAGGCUAUGGUUGACAGGGACAGCGACCUAGUCCGAAAACGGAUGAUGGAGGAGGAGGCCCGCCAUGCAGCUGUCCCAAACCGCAGAGAGAUUGAGAGAGGCCAGAAAAAUGCCUUGGAGCAUCAACAACAUAUGGAUCGGGCUUUGGGGGUCGUGGAAGAGGUAGAAGAGGAAGAAGAGGAGGAGCAACAGCAACCAGAGAAGGGAGAGGAGAUGGAGCGACAAGAAGAGGGGGACAACGUGAUGCAACGAGAGGAGGGAGAGGACAUGGAGCAGCAAGAAGAGGGCGAAGACGUGAUGCAACGAGAGGAGGGAGAGGACAUGGAGCAGCAAGAAGAGGGCGAAGACGUGGUGCAACUGCAUGAGGAAGAGGAGAUGGAGCAGCAAGAAGCGAUCGAAGACGUGGUGCAACCGCAUGAGGAAGAGGAGAUGGAGCAGCAAGAAGAGGGGGAGGGCAUGGUGCAGCAGGAGGUGCAGCAUGACGUGCUUGGAAAGGCCCACGAAGACAAGCCCCAGUCCACAGCAACAGCUGUGUACACACGCAGGCCACGACCAGCGGACUCUCCGGAAUCAGUGAUUGCUCUGCUGGCACUGCCUCUUCUCAACGUUGCCAUUUUGAUGAUGAUGCUAGUGGGGAAGCGUAUCUGGUCACAGGAUUAUAAUGUCCGAUUGGAUAAACCUGAAGAUGACGUGGCCCCGGUGGAAAAGACCAGCUCGACCAGAUCACACAGGGUAGAAACACAUCGGGUUGAGUUUGAAACUGUCUGGAACAACUUCCUAGAGAAGUCAGCUAAAGAUGUUGACCAACAUGUGCAAACAUACAUCAGGGCCUUGGACGGACAUGUCACUAAGACCUUCACGCCGGAGGUUACAGAGAAAAUUGUUAAGGGAGCUGGAGGCGGCGGAGGAGAUGGUGAUGACGACGGCGAUGAUGACAAGAAGGGGAAAAGAGAUGGGGAUUCAAAAGGAAAGCUUCCACAAGAAACAGGGCAGGUUAGUAAGAUUAAACUCAAACUGCCGUGGACCUACAAUGGAAAGAAGGAAGAAAGUGUUUUGCAUUGGGCGGCAACAAUCGAAACGUAUGUGUAUGGACAACGAAUUCCAUACUGGGACAGGGUGUUAAUGGCCACUUCAUGCAUGGGAGGCGACGCCAUGAGCUUCGCCAUCUCGCUGCAAAAAGAGGCGGGAUGCAGCUUGAUGGUAGAGUUUUCACAACAAACACGAAUUGAAGAUUUCCUUAGAGCAAUUAGAGAGAGAUUUGAGGACAAGAAUUUAGCACGUCGCACAGAGAUGCUAAUCCUCAACCUCCCUGACAGAAAAUGGAAGAGCACCUCUGCCCUGAAAGCAACUAUGGAUGAGUUAUUGCAAUGCCCUGACCAUGGGUUGACACCUGCUCAAAUAUUGAACAGUUUUGCACGAGCACUCCCUGAUUCCCUAAGGACACAACUUUAUCCCCGCGUCAAAGAAGAAGGAAUAACGUAUGAGAAGUUCGGCAAGAUCGCAAUAGAUCACGCCGGCUUCCUCGCUGAAGCGAACUAUUGCCAUUAUUGGAAGGAUCUGCAAGCGGGAAAGAAAUGGCAAAACCGCACUAUCUCAGGGUCUAUACCCGGGAAAGAUAGUCUCCUUAUAACCUUUGAGGAGGGAGGCGCCGAGACUAUUUCUUGGGAUCAAGUAGAUUAUGGUAUCGAUGAACGCAGCGGACCGGUAGCUCAGGAGGGGAGUUACACGACCGUUGUAGCCCGCGGGGGAGGGCGUCAAGGAAGAGGGCGUGGCCGAGGAAGAGGUCGCGGUUGUGGUGGACGAGGAUUCGGCACCCAGAGGGGUGGCGGUGAAGGAAGCCACUACGUGGGAGGAAGGGGAAAUGGUCCCUCACAAGGUGGUCGUGGUUCUUACUCCACCUGGGGUAGAGGAAGGGGCACUUGGUGGGCAUCUGGGGAGACUUACGAGAGCGACACGUCAUCCUUCGACAUUGGCAGGGCUACUGGACUGCUGGCCAUCCACGACGUCACCUCGGCAUUGUUGAAGGUGUACCCGGCCACGAUCAAGUGGCCGACGGGGCGGAGACGUGUGCAGAUUAUGCGCGCUUUCCGGGAGAAGGGUUUCCCGAACUGCUAUGGUGCAAUCAACUACACGCACAUCCAUAUCGACAAGCCCGCCGACGCGGCGUCAGAUAACUACUAUGACCACAAACAAAAGUUUUCAGUCCAAGCCCAGGUGGUCGUGGAUUUGGACUUGCGUAUCCUGAACGUCCAUGUCGGAUACCCAGGCAGUGUGCAUGACGUCCGUGUCUUGCACAACUCCCAUUUGUGGAGGCGCGCAGAAAGUGGGGAGUUGUUCGACGCCCCGCCGAAGAAUCUACUGCACCCCGUCGUCAUGCUAGGUUACCUUCUCGGCGACAACGGCUAACCCGUUGCCUGUCCAUGGAUCGUGCAUCCGUACGGAGGAAUCGACCAACCUCUUGACGAG